AGCUUCCCGGUGCAGUGUUGUUUUGCUAGCGGCUGUUCCAAACAUCAAACAUCACAUUUCUUAUUGAAAACAAACCAGAGGACCGUGGCGGUGCAGCUGCAGGUGAGACAGACUCUAACGUGAAGCUGUCGCAGGGAUGCACACAUCGAUAUGUGAAAUCCUCGUCUCUUCAGAGCCUGACUCCUCCUACUUCUUGCGUUUGGACUGGGAGGGGCGGGGCUUAGCUUCAGGCUUCCAGUGCAUGCUGACUGAUGGACAGACUGCAUGGAGAGGGGCAGUUAGCGAGGCGGCAGUGUGCAGUGAAGCCGAGGAGCUGGAGAUGCAGAUGGAGCGCUACAUCCGGGACCUCCAACAGGCGCUGACAACGGCAGAAAGCUCCACCUCCUACAGCUUUAGCCUGACACCAAGUCCACCAAACCACAGCUCCGCGGUAAUGCUGACGUAUGAGAAGAUAGAGAAGGACCUCUCAUUCAGGUUGGGCUGCGUGAUGCUGGAGGCCGUCACAGAGCCAGCGGAGGCAGUGAGGGAGUUACUGACUCACAGUCUGCACAAAGGAAACACUCUGCAGCACCACAACCAGAAACUGCAGGAGGAGAACCAGAGACUGAGACGAGAACAGCAACGCAUCGCUGCAGAGCUGAAGCGUUAUGCUCAUGGUAAAGAGGCCCUGGAGGCAGAGCUGUACUCUCGCUUUGUCCUGGUCCUAAACGAGAAGAAAGCCAAAAUCCGCAGUCUGCAGGAAACCGUCACUACGCUGCAGGACACACGGAGUUCUGACAAGCAGAAGAAGACGGAUCCAGUGAAGUCAGACCAAACACCAGGUCAGGACGAUGAAUAUGGAGGCAGCACAGACGAGGAGCCAGAGGAGGUGCAGCCGACUCCAGCCUCCAAUUUACAAUCCCGGGCUUCCUCUACUCCGAGCCCAUUGGAUGACAGCCUGCGUGACAUCACAGAUGUGGCUCCAUCUCGAAAGCGUCGCCUCCGUCAUCUCGGGGCUUUGGGACCCACAGUGAAGAGACCGGAUCCAGAGACAUCUCAGAGGACCAGCAGCGACUCUGCAGGGUCCAGUAAGCUGCUGACUCCCCAGCGCUCUGCAGAUGCUGCAGCAGCAAGUUCAGCAGUCGAGGACCUGUUCGAGGACUUCUGACUACAGACCAGGCAGGAAUCAUAUUUUUAGACAGAAUUAAGGGAUUCAGGGUCUUAAUUGCUGUAUUUAUAUGGAACAGUGCAAACACAGGGGGACAUUACAGUAAAGGACAAUAGAUGGGUGUCAAGUGUGUGAAACUAGGGUUGUCUGAUAUUUGACGGAAAUUUAAAAUUGAUAAUAAUAGUUAAUGAAUGACUGGCCAAUGUUUUGUGUUUUUUACCUGUAAAAAUGAAUAAACAAAUAUCUGUGUGUAUUUUAAACACCGGAAAGGUUUUGCUUUUGUAGAAUGCUUCAUGUACAGAUUUCUAUAUAUUUAUAAUUUUGUCAUUUUAAUAUUUGUGCCAAUAAACUGCAGCAGCUCAAAGCACAA
Molecule: messenger RNA, 1517 nt
Organism: Amphiprion ocellaris (clown anemonefish)
Lineage: Eukaryota; Metazoa; Chordata; Actinopteri; Pomacentridae
Gene: xrcc4
Product: X-ray repair complementing defective repair in Chinese hamster cells 4
Exons: 8
Coding region: 137-1147 (336 amino acids)
Biological process (GO): positive regulation of ligase activity; response to X-ray; double-strand break repair via nonhomologous end joining
Cellular component (GO): DNA-dependent protein kinase-DNA ligase 4 complex; nucleus; DNA ligase IV complex
Molecular function (GO): DNA binding
Source: RefSeq, a predicted model, not a curated record